Coccidioides immitis RS is the source of this 450-nucleotide messenger RNA. RefSeq lists its product as uncharacterized. The record is from RefSeq and is a predicted model, not a curated record. Lineage: Eukaryota; Fungi; Ascomycota; Eurotiomycetes; Onygenales; Onygenaceae. The transcript is spliced from 2 exons. The coding region runs from base 1 to 450 and encodes 149 amino acids.
AUGAUCGGUACGGGGCCCGUGCGCCACAUCAUUGCAAGCCGCCAGCCCAGAUUGCACUUCCCACCAUCACAUUCGCUGAGGACCCUCCUGGCCCUAUUUUCAAGGAGAAUUGCGGGAGAAAUUGCAAAAAGAUUCUGCAAAGAGCCGUGGCUCCGUGACCGCAGUGAUAAUGGAGACGACUUCAGGGACAAAAGCGAUCCGAGUCGUGAAAAUCAUGACAGCCGUUUCCGCGAGGGCACGGAUUGUUAUAAUGGAGAGUUCACCGGUGAGCUUUGCGUCUCCUUUGGCUGUAAGGGCGGAGACCGCUUCGACAGCCGAUGUGUCGGCCCUGGAUGCCCAAUUUUACUUGCCCAGGGGACGACUCCAAGAGUGAACGCUGUGUUAGCCGAAAAUAUAGCUAAAGUGCCGGAUGCAGCAGGAAAAGCUGCAGGCUCGAGAGCAAAUGCAUAG